UGCUGGGAUUGUCCAAAAGAUACUCAAUGACACUAUAGAGAUCAACCACCAGCGGUCUCCAGCUGAGUCUGUCUCCCGCGCAUCAGUGUCCUCCGUGCAAAAUGUGCAGGAAUCGGGUAGUGGGAGACCUGUACCAGAUUCUCCUUUUGUUCCAACUGUCACGUCGCAGAUGUCCACAGCAGACACGCAGCCGAUGGUCCAUCCUACCGUCAACACAGUCUCCCCAGCAUCAGGCGCUGCAAGGCACAGAAGAUCACGGUGCCUUUCCCCAUCGUCCUCUUCGGAAAGCGACAGCCGUGAAAAAUCAUCCCGCAGGAAAAGACAAAAAGACAAACUCUCCCCAGAGGAGGAGGAGAAGAGGAUGCUUAGGAGAGAAAGAAAUAAAAUUGCUGCAGCCAAGUGUCGCAACAGAAGAAGAGAGCUCACGGACAGACUACAAGAUGAAACGGACCAGCUUGAGGAGGAGAAAACCACUCUGCAAGCUGAGAUAGAUAAUCUCAUGAGAGAGAAAGCACAGCUUGAAAUGGUCCUAUCAGCCCACGAGCCCACCUGCAAGAUCGCAAAGGUUGAGGAAGAGGUGCAGCAGAGUCCGCAUAGCUCCAAUCAGCACCUGUCCCCAGUUCUUGACCCCAGAAAGGCUCCUGAGAUGCUGCCAUCCCUCCAGGACCUGGAAAUGCAUGCAGGCGGCAUCUCGUCGACCGCCGCGAUCUUGGGCAACUCUAACAUCUUGCUAUGCUCCAGUGCCGUGGAGGCCACAUCCGAGUUAGAGGCCUUCCUGGGGGUAAAGGAAGAGUCCUCGCGGGAUAUCGCCGUGGAGUCCGAGAGCAGCAGCGGAUAUGAUGUGGCCCCUGCUGUCCCCGACAUCGACCUCACCAAUUCCCUCGGCAUCUCCGACUGGGAAACACUCUACAAGUCCAUGGCAGACAACUUGGAGAUCCUCAACAGCCCUACUGUGAUCUCCAGCCCGACGUGUGGCAGUAGCCUUCAUGGGUUUGAGUUCAACUACCCAGAUUUUGACAGUUUGGCAGAUGACUGUGAAUGUGGCGGUCAAACAAAAGGCCGAUCGGAUGUGGUUAAAGAUAUUCUGAACUCCCCCACGCUUUUGGCUCUGUAGAAAUUCAGAGUCUGCAGGGAAGUUUCAGGUAGACCAUGGGAAACAAGUGUGGGGGGG
Molecule: messenger RNA, 1171 nt
Organism: Sardina pilchardus (European sardine)
Lineage: Eukaryota; Metazoa; Chordata; Actinopteri; Clupeiformes; Clupeidae
Product: protein c-Fos-like
Exons: 5
Coding region: 170-1114 (314 amino acids)
Biological process (GO): regulation of transcription by RNA polymerase II
Cellular component (GO): nucleus
Molecular function (GO): RNA polymerase II cis-regulatory region sequence-specific DNA binding; DNA-binding transcription factor activity, RNA polymerase II-specific
Source: RefSeq, a predicted model, not a curated record